Messenger RNA from Lolium perenne, 3316 nucleotides. RefSeq names its product disease resistance protein RGA2. NCBI's taxonomy places the organism in Eukaryota, Viridiplantae, Streptophyta, Magnoliopsida, Poales, Poaceae. Gene Ontology annotation, molecular function: protein binding; ADP binding. The record is from RefSeq and is a predicted model, not a curated record.
GCCAGCCAUGGUUGGCACCGAGAUGCUUGUGGCCGCGGCGGUGAGCCAGGUUGCCCGCAAGAUCGGCGAACUCGUCGGCGCCGCGCAGGGCGAGGUCCAGCUGUGCUGCAAUUUCAGCGACGACCUGGAGAGCAUAAAGGACACGCUGGUGUACCUAGAAGACCUGCUGAAAAAUGCGGAGAAGAACUCCUUCGGGAGCGACAGGGCGAACCUGCGGCACUGGCUCGCCCAGAUCAAGGCCCUGGCUUUCGACAUCGAAGACAUCGUUGACGAAUACUACUCGUCCAAGGAGCAGUUUGAAGGGAGCAGCAGCUAUGCUAAGAAGGGAUCAUUAUUCUGCUCACUUUCCAAUCCGAUCAUUUCGAAAGUUAGCAUGGUUCAUAAGAUGAAAUCUAAGAGAGAGUUGCUACAGACAAGGCAACACUUACCUACUCAAUAUCAUUUCAUUUCACAUAUUAACUCAGCGGUGGAUUUUUAUGAGAAGCAAACAACAUCAUAUAGAAAUAGUGACAUUACAAUUUUUGGGAGAGAUAGAGACCUGGGAAAUCUCAUGGACAUGAUAAUGCAGAAAAGUGUCAAUGAGACUUCCAUUAUUUCUAUAGUUGGGCCUGUGGGGCUUGGGAAGACAAGCCUUGCACAACUAGUUUUCAAUGAUUCCCAAACAAAGGCAUUCAGAUUCAGGAUAUGGGUUCAUGUUUCUAUGGGUAAUGUCAGCCUUGAAAAAAUUGGGAGGGAUAUAGUUUCUCAAACUACCGAAAGAAUUGAGGGAAACAUGCAAUUGCAAUCAAUUAAGAAUGUUGUUCAAACCAUACUAAAUAAGUAUAGCUGCUUAAUUGUAUUAGAUAGCUUGUGGGGUAAAGAUGAAGAAGUGAAUGGGCUGAAGCAUAUGUUGCUUACAGGUAGACAGACAGAAAGCAAGAUCAUAGUGACCACCCACAGUGAUAAAGUUGCUAAUCUCAUGUCUACUAGUCAGCCUUACAACUUGUCUGCAUUAUCUGAAGAUGAUUGUUUAAAGAUAUUCUCUCAAAGGGCAAUGACAGGUCAUGGUGACCCACUGUUCAGAGAAUAUGGAGAUGAAAUUGUUAGAAGGUGUGAUGGCACACCCUUGGUUGCUAACUUUCUUGGAUCUGUGGUGAAUGCUCAGAGACAGAGGCGUGAGAUAUGGCAAGCUGCCAAGGAUAAAGAAAUGUGGAAGAUAGAGGAAGAUUAUCCUGAAGACAAAAUUUCACCAUUGUUUCCAUCAUUCAAGAUAGUAUAUUAUAAUAUGCCUCAUGAACUAAGAUUAUGCUUUGUAUAUUGUUCAAUCUUCCCUAAAGGAUCUCCCAUAGACAAGAAAAAACUUAUUCAACAAUGGAUUGCACUUGACAUGAUUGAGUCCAGACAUGGAACCUUACCGCUUGAUGUAACUGCUGAGAAGUAUAUUGAUGAACUUAAGGCAAUAUAUUUCCUUCAAACUGUAGAAGGGCAUCAAGUUACUGCAGAAAUAGUCAAUACUUCAGAGGAAAUGCUAUGCAUGCAUAACUUGGCACAUGAUCUUGCUAGGUCAGUUGCCGGUGAAGAUAUCCUAGUGAUUUUGGACGCAGAGAAUGAACGCAAUAAUAGAUACUGUGAUUACCGUUAUGCACAGGUGUCUGCGUCUAGCUUACAGUCAAUAGAUAGCAAGGCUUGGCCUACAAAGGCAAGGUCAUUGAUUUUCAAGACCAGUGGUACAGAUAUGGAGCAUAUUGGCGAAGUUCUUUCAGUGAACAAGUAUUUGCGUGUUCUGGAUCUCGGUGAAUGCUCUGUUAAUGAGAUACCUAGUCCUGUUUUUCAGCUGAAACAACUGCGGUAUCUUGAUGCUUCGACUUUGUCCAUUACAACACUCCCUCCCCAAAUUAUGAGCUUUAAUAAGCUGCAGACAUUGGAUCUUUCAGAAACUGAACUUAUAGAGCUGCCAUCCUUCCUCAGCAACUUGAAAGGGCUUAAUUAUUUGAAUCUUCAUGGUUGCUUGAAACUUCAGGAGUUGAAUAGCCUUGAUUUGCUGCAUGAUUUGCAUUACCUCAACCUUUCAUGCUGUCCUGAAGUUAGAACCUUCCCUGAUUCUAUUGAAAACCUCACCAAACUCCGUUUCUUAAACUUGUCGCAGUGUUCUAAGCUUCCGACAUUACCCGACAGAUUAUUGCAAUCAUUUGGUAGCCUUUGUUCUCUUGUGGAUCUGAACCUAAGUGGUUUCGAGUUCCAAAUGCUGCCUGGGAUAUUGGGCAACAUUUGUUCACUUCAAUAUUUGAAUCUGUCAAAGUGUUCUAAACUUGAGGAACUCCCCCAAUCAUUUGGCCAGCUUGCAUAUUUGAAAGCCCUAAAUCUUUCAUCUUGUCCUGAUCUUAAAAUUCUUGGUUCCUUCGAAUGCCUUACUUCUCUCCAGAUUUUGAAUCUCUCAAACUGCCCUAGUCUCGAAUAUUUGCCACUGUGCCUUCGAAAGCUCCAAAAUAUUGACGUUUCUGGGUGUCAGGAUUGUAUAGUCCAAUUCUGUUCUCAAAGCUCUGGAAGUUCCCCAUCUCAUCAACUUUCAGAGCAAGCUGAGCAAGCCAUAUUAAGUUGUGAUAUGUCUGAAACCAUUACUGAAAAUCCUGCUUCUAUUGGAGAUCUGAAAGGAAAGAAGAAAUUGGCUUCCCGCGUGAAAAAAGAAACUGAAGUUAUUACUAAGCCAAAUGAAAAUGGAGAUACAGUACAAGGGAUACCAGGACAGGUGUCCUUGCUGUCUUCAUCUUAUUCUUAUUCCUUUGCAUCGAGCUCAAGUGCACCGUUGGCCUCUGUCUCCUCUUCAGAUAUCUCAAAGAUGCAGCAUCCACUGUCUAAUGGAGAAACAACAGUUUUGACAGGUAAUCAAUGCAACGAAAACUGCCCCGAGCCACAGUGCGUCGUAGAAGAUGUGCUGAUCACUGAAGAAAGCAUAUGCUCUUCGGACGCAGCAGUUCAUCUGCAUGAAGCGGCCACUGUAGGAGACAGCGAUGACAACCACAUAAACGGAUGCAAUGGAGCAUGUCGGUGCAAUAUUCCAUGUGGUGGGAUAAACCAUGGGGUUGUUGCUCAGCAGCACAAUCAGUUCGAGGGAGAAGUGCUGAUUUGAACUGAUAGCCAACUUGGCUGUGGCGUAGGAGGGCAGACCUCUCCUUCAGGUGCUCAUGGUGUGAUAUUGGCAUGGUCGCCGCUAGAUGCCAGUUGGUUGGCCUUCUCAAUUUGGUUUGAUUUCCAUUGUUGCUGACGACAUGUAAUUUGCCACCAAUCAGCACUUAUGGGAUAAGGGUUGCACAAACCGUCUUGAGAUGUAGGUUUUCUC